Acanthaster planci (crown-of-thorns starfish) is the source of this 1598-nucleotide messenger RNA. RefSeq lists its product as uncharacterized. The record is from RefSeq and is a predicted model, not a curated record. NCBI's taxonomy places the organism in Eukaryota, Metazoa, Echinodermata, Asteroidea, Valvatida, Acanthasteridae.
CCUCAUUGUUCAAGUACUGUAGGCAUCAUGUCCUGGCAUGGUACGGGAGUGAAUUCGGCAACGUGAAGUGACACGGACAGAUCUUUGUUGGUUUGGUUUUUACACAUAGUUUCAAGGGCAUCAGGAAACGAAGAAGCGACUGGUACAUGUAGCGGCUGACCUGGGAAUUGUCUACGAGGAGUAAAAGCAGAGGAUUUCGGGCUACAAGAUGAAGGCAGGCGUGGCCAUUGCACUUGGCGUGGCAGCUUUCUUAGCGAUUGGAAUCAUUGUCCUCAUUGUUGUUUCUCUCAAGACGCUGCAAUCGGACGAGAUGGCUGUCAUGUACAACACCAUCUCUCGCGAGCUGUACGAGGAUGUCAAGCAAGAAGGCCUGCACAACGGUCCGCCGGGGUUCCAAUUCAUCACGUUCCCCUCAGUCUAUCGCACCAUCCAGUACCCCGACCUACGCUGUCUGAACAAGGAUGGGGUAAUCAUAUCGUUGAAUAUCGCCUUCCAGUACCAAAUCCAGUCCAGGGAUCUACGUCAGAUUGUGCUGCAGUUCCGAGACCAUGAGAACUUUGAGAAGGUCCUCAAAAGCACAGGCGAGUCAGCCAUUCACGAAGCCUGCAGUGACUACAACACUACAGAGUUCCAAGCUUUGCGGCAAAAUUUCCAGAACUCUGUCCGAGAGGCACUGAGUGCACGUUACCAGUACCUGAGUACCAACAUUGAUGACUUGCAGGUAAAUAACAUUGCCCGUCCAGCAGAGUAUGAGCAAGCUGUUAGGAGCAAGGAGGCUGCACGAGAGAACAUUCAGGUAGCAGAGAGUGAGCGGCCUCGCUUACUGACUCAAGCUGAGACAACUCUGAAGGAGGCCGAGAGAUCAGCAAUUAUUACGCUCAACAGGGCCAAUUCUGAAGCAAGGAUAGCACGCACAAGAGCUGAAGCGGAAGCCAAAGCUAUCUACAACCAGUAUGAGACAGAGGCGCAGACGUACGUCCAGAUCAUGCAGGAGCAGGACCUGGACACCUCAGGCUUCCUGGCCUACAUGGGCGUACGAACCAUUGGACUGGCCAAGAACCCAGUGUAUGCUGGUGUGGACGCGCCAGCCAAGACAUCAUACAUUGCUAAUCCGUAAAGACACUCCAGUCGGUCCUGCAGUGGUGGGGGGGGAUUUUAUGGAACUGCUUAGCUAAGAAAAAUACAUGCUGAGGAAAAUAAAGGGUCACCAGCUUAAGAGCCAUGUUAGGGGCAUUACGUGAGACUGGUACCCUGCUCACUAUUGCUUAGCUCAUAAAUCUGCUGAGCAGUGUUUUCUGCCAGCAGCUCCAAGGGCAGAUACAGAACCAAAUUUGGGGGGGUCAAAAAUGGCAUUCUUUACUGUAAGUUUUUAGGGUUUUUUCACAUACAAUUUGAAGGAAGGGAAAUGAUAUAGACCCCCCCAAAUUUCGUGGCAUUAGUUUUCAACGAAAUAGUUGGCUGUGGGUGGGCUUGACUUAGUUGACCCCUCUGCUUGGAUUUGCCUCAGAGCAGCUCCAUGCAAUAAGCCAUUUGCGAGUAUACCCAGCAAGAAAUGAGACCGAGGGGUACCCCCCCCCAACAUGUCCAAUCCCUAUACA